AUGAAGCCCCAUGGGCUGCCCAGUAGGAAGGAGAGGAAGCCGGCAAUACCUUCACCGAGCAAAGCUGCGCCGGGCUUGCGGAUGAUGUACGGUACGAGGCAGCCGGGGAUGACCCAUAUCCCACUG
This is a messenger RNA of Didymodactylos carnosus, 126 nucleotides long. Lineage: Eukaryota; Metazoa; Rotifera; Eurotatoria; Philodinida; Philodinidae. The record is from the annotation of a GenBank genome assembly.